UGCCAAUUUAUUUUGGAGCACUAUCUAAUUAUAGGGUAAUUUUAUAACGGUAGAUUUCACCGUUAGUCCCAAGGCUUUGAAAUACAGACCAUGAAGUCGGGUGUGAUUACUGCAUAUACCCCUUCUUCUCCAACCACCGUCACACUCAUCUCCGGCAAUCUCCGUGCUAAAACGCCGAUGUUUCCCUCUUCCUUCAGACUCAACUACGGCUAUAAAUUCUCCAGCUUCUCCCUCACAAUUUGUUCGUCCAAAUCAUCAUCAUCAUUAUCCACCGUUGAUUCUGCCGGUGCCGAAACAGAAAAUCAAACAUUAGAUGGAGAAAUUUCGUCGCCUGAGGUUAAUGAAUCGUUCAAUGUUGAAAUCGGAAGCCCUAAAAUUCGACCAAUUUUUGUCUCUCCCAAAUUAAGCUUAAGUGACCAAGCUUUCUUUCUCUUGGCCUUCAUUGCUAGCACGACGUCGGUGGCUUUCACCAGUCUGGUAGUUGUAGCUGUACCGACACUGUCUGCGAUGCGUAGAGCUGCAAUAUCUCUGUCAAAGUUGGCAGAUACUGCUCGGGAGGAGCUUCCAAGUACAAUGGCUGCUAUCAGGCUGUCUGGGAUGGAAAUCAGUGACCUUACACUGGAAUUGAGUGAUUUAAGUCAAGAGAUAGCUGAUGGUGUCAACAAAUCUGCUCGAGCUGUGCAAGCAGCAGAAGAUGGAAUCAGACAACUUGGGUCUCGUGCUCACCAGCAAACAAUGUCAAUGAUUCAGGAGAGAGCAGAUCUUCCUGUCAUAUCUUUGCAGCCAGUUGUAACUGGGGCAGCAAAGAAGACUUCUUAUGCAGUUAGCCAAGCCACGAGAAGAUUCAUGAAUAUGAUAACUGGAGGUGAACUUGGCUCAGAAAUGGAAGACGACAGUGAAUUUGAUCCCGAAGCUUAGAGAGCACUUCUACACUAGUUUACUUGAGUAAAAACAUGUUUAUAUGUUCCAAACAAAAUCUUGAACAUGAACAGCACAUGUAAAAGCAAUGAUUCAGAACGUUUUUCAGUAAAUAUUAGCCAUCUUUCAAGAA
This is a messenger RNA of Capsicum annuum, 1051 nucleotides long. RefSeq lists its product as uncharacterized. The coding region runs from base 91 to 918 and encodes 275 amino acids. The record is from RefSeq and is a predicted model, not a curated record. The transcript is spliced from 5 exons. NCBI's taxonomy places the organism in Eukaryota, Viridiplantae, Streptophyta, Magnoliopsida, Solanales, Solanaceae.